Nelumbo nucifera (sacred lotus) is the source of this 1369-nucleotide messenger RNA. It is a transcript of the gene NUDT16, whose product is annotated as nudix hydrolase homolog 16. NCBI's taxonomy places the organism in Eukaryota, Viridiplantae, Streptophyta, Magnoliopsida, Proteales, Nelumbonaceae. Gene Ontology annotation, molecular function: pyrophosphatase activity. The record is from RefSeq and is a predicted model, not a curated record. Gene Ontology annotation, cellular component: nucleus; cytoplasm.
CAAACCAACCCAACGCUGACCGGUUCUUCCAUUGACCGAGUGGGAAGCGGGAACCCUUCUAAUCCGAUCCGUGCGUUCAGGGGUUUAGGGUUUGAGCCCAACCCCACCUCUACCCCCUUCCAAGCCCCAUCUCUAUCUCUGUCUUUCCUUGAAAAAACAAACCAACAACAAAAAACAAGAGUACGGUAACAAAAGCUGAGUCGUGAGUCUCUCCUAUGGAACCUACCCUUCUUUGUGCCCACUUCUAUCAAAUCCACGCCGGCCGCCGGUGAUCAGUCGGUUGAUGGGGUGGUGGUAUUGGACGCACAGACCAACUAGAACACGCAUUCUUGUCGUCAUUAGAUCAUGCGGAGGAGUAUUCAUAAUCUUCUGUGCAACAAAAGUCAACAAGGAAUCUAACAGCAGUAGCAGAAAUUCGAUUGGCGGAUUAGUGGCUAUGAUUGCGACUGACUAUCAUCCCUGCUCCUCCUACUGAUCGUUACACACGGAUACUUAGAAGAGUAUGUCUGAUUUGGUGGCCCGCACGGGUCGACUUCAGCAGCGCUACGAGGCCGGCUGUCGCCUUGUCGCCGGGUGUAUUCCAUACAGAUACAGAAGGUCUGAUGAGAGUAGUACUGCAAAUUCUAAGAAGAUUGUUGAGGUUCUUAUGAUCAACUCAACUAGUGGACCUGGUCUCUUGUUUCCAAAGGGAGGAUGGGAGAAUGAUGAGACUGUUGAGGAGGCUGCAGUACGGGAAGCUUUGGAAGAAGCUGGAGUCCGAGGUGAAAUAAAGGGAUUCAUAGGGUACUACAAAUUUAAAAGCAAAACCCACCAAGAUGAGAUCACUCCAGAAGGCUCGUGUAAAGCUGCAAUGUUUGCUUUGCUAGUCAAGGAAGAGCUUGACUUAUGGCCGGAACAGAGUACUCGUAAGAGGAAAUGGCUAGAGAUCCCUGAAGCAGUUAAGCAAUGCCGUCAUGCAUGGAUGCAUGAAGCUCUUACAGAAGGCUUCUGCAAGUGGUAUGCAGAUAAUGUGGAGACCGCAGAGCAGGUGGAGUGUCCCAUUUCUUCGUCCUCCCCAGAUAGGGACUGAUUGUCUGCAUGUCUGGAUGUGCACAUGCAUGUAUAUACAUGCCGACAAGAAUGUGCCUUGCUGAAGCUGUUGUUUAUGAGGAUUCUUUCUCUCUUUUUCCUUUUUCCCUGUCAGGUCACAGGACAAUACUAAUUGAGGUGCUUUUCCGGGUGUCUUUUUAAGUCCUUAUAUUUGCCCGGAAUUUGUUUUUCUUUUGUUUUUAUGCCAUAUUCCUUCUCAUCCUUGUGUUACUGUAUUUGGUGAAAAAGGAUUCAUACUUUAGGAUAAAUAUUUAAGGUGCCUCACUUGUUGAAUUAUUUA